Molecule: messenger RNA, 2051 nt
Organism: Aureobasidium pullulans EXF-150
Lineage: Eukaryota; Fungi; Ascomycota; Dothideomycetes; Dothideales; Saccotheciaceae
Product: hexose carrier protein
Exons: 2
Coding region: 257-1933 (558 amino acids)
Biological process (GO): carbohydrate transport; transmembrane transport
Cellular component (GO): membrane
Molecular function (GO): carbohydrate:proton symporter activity
Source: RefSeq, a predicted model, not a curated record
CUCUUUACCGGGCAUAAUUACCUACCACGAACGUCGCACCCACCUUUGUCUUUGCUGACCUUAAAAGGCCAUGGCGUCGGCGACUGAAGACGUUGCAUUCGAAAUCGAAGAUAUAAAUAUGAACGUGUGCCCUUUCUUGUUGGACAUCUAGACUUCUGAUCAUAUCAUCUUUACAUUUCGACGCUUCUAUCAUACUGGUCUACUAUCACCCUGACUACUCGACACUCCGGUCCAACAACUCACACAUCCUAUCAAUAUGGACUCAAAAGACUUCGGCGGUCUUGAAAAGGACCCCGAAUAUCUGUCCAAGGUCGAGACAUACGGCACAUCAUCAGAACACCAUGAAUAUCUUGAAACGAUACACACUGCCGACCUACCGCAAAAUCUCGCCGGAGAUGUAGCAUACGGAAGAGAUGGAUUCAUGGGAAUCAUAGAGUCACCGUUCGUCUUUGGUGCUGCUAUGCUUGCAUCACUCGGCGGCUUCUCCUUCGGAUACGAUCAAGGAGUCAUCUCCAUCAUCAAUGUCAUGCCGCAAUUCCACGAGACGUUCCCAUAUGCAGCCACAGGAUUCGACAAGGGCUUCAUGACUGGUAUGCUGGAACUUGGAGCAUUCAUUGGUUGUUUCUUCAUGCCAUAUAUGGCCGACAAGAUCUCUCGCAAGUGGGCCUUGACUAUCGUUGUCGUCAUCUUCAACAUCGGAGCCGUCAUUCAAACAGCAGCACAGGACUACGGGAUGUUGGUUGCAGGCAGAUUUAUUGGCGGUAUUGGUGUCGGAACGCUAGCUCUAGGAGCACCGCUCUACAUCUCCGAGAUCGCACCACCAAACCUUCGAGGAUCUCUUCUUGUUUUGGAGUCAAUAAGCAUCUGCUUGGGUGUUGUAAUUGCCUUUUGGAUCACAUACGGAACGAAAGAGCUGAGUGGAGAGAUUGCAUACCGUCUUCCUCUUGGUCUGCAGAUGGUUUGCGCAACACUUUUGGGUGUCUGCAUCCACUUCUUCCCGUAUUCCCCCAGAUGGCUUGCUUCUGUUGGCCGCAACGAAGACGCACUUGGUGCACUCUGCAAGCUCCGUCGUCUUCCGAACACAGACGCCAGAGUACGCACUGAGUAUGAAGGUAUCCUUGCCGAAGUGGAGUUUGAGACUGCCAUGCAGGAGAAGAGACACCCCGGUGUUCACGGUAUCAAGCUCGAGCUUUUGUCCUGGGCAGAUCUUUUCACAAAGAAGGUCUGGCGCAGAACUGCCGUGGGUAUGGGCGUUGCCUUCUUUCAACAGCUGAGCGGAAUCAAUGCCUUUAUCUAUUACGCACCCACUCUCUUCGAGUCUAUCGGUCAGUCCAGCGAGAUGGCUCUGAUUCUAUCCGGAGUUUUCAACGUUAUCCAAUUGGUCGCCGUGGCAAUCUGCUUCUUCAUCAUCGACAAGGUCGGACGCAGACCUCUUGCAAUCUUUGGUGGGUUCGCAGCAUGCAUUCCUUAUGGCAUCAUUGCCAUCCUUUCCGGACUCUACGACGACAGCUGGAUUACUCACAAGGCCGAAGGCUGGGCUGCUGUGGCCAUGGCUUUCCUUUUCAUCAUGAUUUACGGUGUCUCAUACUCUCCUCUGGGAUGGUGCUUGCCUUCAGAAGUGUUCCCCAACGCACUUCGUUCCAAGGGUGUCGCUGUGUCCACCGCCACCGUCUGGCUUUGCAACUUCAUCGUCGGUGUCGCCACACCCCCCAUGAUUGAGAACAUUGGUUUCGGAACCUAUGUCUUCUUCGCAGUAUUCUGUUUCCUCGCUGGUGUUUGGGCCUACUUCCUCGUGCCCGAAACUCGUGGACGUACUUUGGAGCAAAUGGAUGAGGCUUUCGGAGAUACCAGUGGUCAGGAAGAGAAGGAGUUGAUGAAGCAAGCGGCUCUGCAGGCCAGAUCGCAAAGACCUAGAGACACUGUUGAUGUUUGAGCAUAUAAUAACUUUGCAUAAGAAGGGCGUUACUAGAGAGAUUCGGCGGACUUUUGGGAUAGACUAUGAUACCAUGAAUUCGAAAUAUUUCGGACAAUUCGAGCAACACUACUCUGUC